Molecule: messenger RNA, 3584 nt
Organism: Lutra lutra (Eurasian river otter)
Lineage: Eukaryota; Metazoa; Chordata; Mammalia; Carnivora; Mustelidae
Gene: ZCCHC4
Product: zinc finger CCHC-type containing 4
Exons: 16
Coding region: 4-1782 (592 amino acids)
Biological process (GO): rRNA methylation
Cellular component (GO): nucleolus; cytoplasm
Molecular function (GO): nucleic acid binding; zinc ion binding; rRNA (adenine-N6-)-methyltransferase activity
Source: RefSeq, a predicted model, not a curated record
AAGAUGGCGGCACCCAGGGGUUGGCUGGGAACCGUAGAGGCUGAGGGGAUCUCGGGUCGUCAGGGAAGCUCGGGAGUGGAGGUGGUAUUUCCUUCCGAUCCCGCCACACCCGCCCCGCUGUGCCCUCACGGACCCACUCUUCUGUUUGUAAAGGUGAACCAAGGGAAAGAAGAAACACGGAGAUUCUAUGCCUGCUCAGCCUGUAGAGAUAGAAAAGACUGUAAUUUCUUUCAGUGGGAAGAUGAAAAGUUGUCAGGAGCUAGACUUGCUGCCCGAGAAGCUCAUAACCAAAAAUGCCAGCCUCCUCUCUCCCGAACGCAGUGUGUGGAAAGGUAUGCAGCCAGACAUCAAUUCCAGCCAACAUUCCACAGAUUUUUCUUACCUUUGCUUCUUUACACAGUGCUCUUUAGGAGGUACGUGAAGUUCAUUGAGUUGUCCUUGUCUCAGAGGAAGUUUUGUCAGGGAUGUCAGCAGCUGCUGUUGCCAGAUGACUGGGAGAAGCAUCAGGAGCACCGGGUGGUAGGUGAUAUUUCUAUCACACAGUUGAAAAGGCCCAGUCAGCUUCUUUAUCCACUGGAAAACAAGAAGACAAAUGCCCAGUAUCUGUUCACUGAUCGGAGCUGUCAGUUCUUGGUAGACCUACUUUCUACCCUUGGAUUCACAAGAGUCCUGUGUGUUGGAACACCGAGGUUGCAUGAGCUGAUCAGAUUGAAAGCAUCAGGUGAAAAGAAGUCUAACAUUAAAAGCCUUUUAUUGGAUAUCGAUUUUAGGUAUUCACAGUUUUAUAUGGAAGAUAGCUUUUGCCAUUAUAACAUGUUUAACCAUCACUUCUUUGAUGGAAAGGCUGCCCUUGAAGUAUGCAGAACAUUUUUACAGGAAGAUAAAGGUGAGGGAGUCAUUAUGGUGACAGAUCCUCCUUUUGGUGGCUUGGUUGAACCUCUGGCUGUUACAUUCAAGAAGUUAAUUGCUAUGUGGAAAGAAGGUCAAAGCCAAGAUAACAGUCAAAAAGAACUGCCCAUAUUCUGGAUUUUCCCCUAUUUUUUUGAAUUCCGAAUUCGUCAGUUUUUUCCAAGCUUCUGCAUGCUGGAUUACCAGCACUUCCAUAGGACGUUUAUUUGUGUGGAUGAAGCUAUGAAAUAUGGAUGUAUGUUAGAGGUAGAUUAUGAUAAUCAUGCACUUUAUAAACAUGGGAAGACAGGUCGAAAACAGUCUCCUGUGCGUAUUUUCACCAAUAUUCCACCCAACAAAAUAAUCCUUCCUAGCGAGGAAGGGUACAGAUUUUGCCCUUUGUGUCAACGGUAUGUUUCCCUAGAGAAUCAACACUGUGAGCACUGUAAUUCUUGUACCUCCAAGGGUUCAGUCCCAGGACACCAGGAUCAUGACCUGGGCCAAAGGCAGAUACUUAACCAACUGAGCCACCCAGAUGCCCCUAAAUUCACUUUAUGUGAGGAUGGCAGGAAAUGGAACCAUUGCUUUCUCUGCAAAAAGUGUGUAAAACCUUCCUGGAUCCACUGUAGCAUUUGUAGUCACUGUGCUCUUCCAGAUCAUUCUUGUGGGGCCCCUAAAGAUGGCUGCUUUAUUUGUGGUGAAUUAGACCACAAACGCAGUACUUGUCCUAAGAUCGCUACAUCUAAGAAAGUGAACAAAGCUGUCAGAAAGCAGAAGCAAAGAAAAAGUAAUAAGAUGAAAAUGGGGACCACUAAAGGACAAUCCAUGAAUCAUACAUCUGUUACAAGGAAGAAGAGCAGGAGAGAAAGAGCCCAUCAAUAUCUUUGCUCUUAAAUGUCCAGUGACUUGAGAAUAAGAAAGAUUUAUAGUCCAACCUUUGAUGCCAUUUUCUGAAAGUGCCACACUGGACUUAAAUUCUUUCGCUUUCAAAGGUAUGCACCUUUCUAAGGCAGAUAAUGGGCAGGUGGUAUUUGCUGGUUUAUGGACCCCUGUGCAGCCCCUCUGGAGACCUGGAGGAGGUGUUCCAUCCUGAGCUGGUCGACCAGAUCUCUCUGUAUGCCUUUUUUUUUCCUCUCUUUUAAUUCUCUCUGAAUCAUAUGAUUUUGGCCUCUUUUGAAAAAACGGGCAUGCAGCGUUCUUUUGCAGAAAGUGUCAGAAGAAAAAUGAAAGUGAAAACUUGAGCUCUUGUUUACAUUGAACGCAAGUGUGUUAAAUUAGGUCUAGAAAUCUUUUACGUUAAAUAUCAAAACAUUGUAUGAUGACUUAAACCCCACUUGCGAAGUAAAGUACAAUGAACAAUUAUUUUUAGACAAAAUGAUGGGAAUAAUUUUGACAAAACUAAAGAUAUAAAGAUUAUAAUUAUGAUUUUAUUAUUAAAUAUUUGUCUCUCAAGUACUUUUUGUAGUGUCCUUUGAUAUAAUAGAACCAUUUAAAUGUUGUAGGAUAAAUGAGACAUCUAGAAUUAUGACUUGCUCUGUCAUCUCAGUGUCUUUUAACUUAAGCAGUAAGGUUAUUUCUUUGUAAAAGUAAUAGAAGGCAGGAGAGUUUGGGGAUUAAAACCUCUCAUCCCUAUUCUGACAAACGCUUCUUGACUGUAAGUCAUUGGCCAGGUCGUUCACUUGCAGCCCAUUUCUUAUUAUUAUAUAAUUACUUGAUUAUAUAACAGUAGUUAUACCACAGGCUUGUUUUCGUGAUGACGUUAAAUGGGGCACAAGUGCCUGGCUCUCAGUUCUGUUGGUGAGAAAUGUUACCAAGUGCAGAUGGCUGGAGCCCUAGUGGUAAUCAUCUGGUGGUCCAGGAUCAUAGCGGUGAAGGAACCAGGCUUGAACUCUGAGAACAAACAGUCUCCCCGUGUCUCUGCUACGUACCUGACAUGAUCUUCAUAAGACUGCAUACUUUUGAACUGCUUGCAUUUGCAUAAUGACUUUUCUUCCCAAACAGCUGCUUUAGAGCAGGUUUGGAGGCAUGCUUACUUGGGCUUAGCUAGAGUGCUUGAGUGAAGGUACAAGAGCUGCUCCCCAUCUGGCCUGGAAAAUCCAUCUGGUCUUUAAGUUAGGACUGUUUGAUGCCUGAUGUGGAAGCACAAGCAUGGCCCUGAUCCAUGGAUUGGGGUGUAUGUAUAUUCAGUGACAUCAAAAGAUGAGCUAAGCCCCCUGGAUUUAGCAAGCAUCAUAAAACUCUUCCCUCACCCCCUUUCCAUGUGGGUUGCUAUGGUGAUCAGAGGGGUGGAUUCAGAGGUGACUGGGUGAGAUAUGAACCUUUUGCAGAAUCAUUGUGAGUGUUCCCCCCAUCCCCUGAUUCAGCCAUAGGCCUGGACUUUACUUGACCUUCAUGGUGUCCUCCAAACCAUGGUAAAGUCUCAAAAUCUCCCCUGAAAUUCAAGACAUCUGAGGGGACCGUGAUUCCUGAAGAACUAGGUCCUGCUGAUAAAUGGGUUAUUAUCCUGACCCCAUUUCCUUAGUUUUAAGGUACCAUCAAUUGUAAAAUGCACUAUUGAUGUGAUUGUGGCUUUUCUGGGGGAGAAACCCCAUAGCUCAUUAAUUGUGUAUAUUAAAUUUUAGAUGUAUCUUAUUUUGGAGAUACUGAAAUGUUAAAAAAAAAAAAGUACACCUUAGAAUUGAGGAAAUAGGGUAUUA